AUGGCAGAACAAUCACCUCGCGUAGCCGUUAUCGGCCUUGGCGUUCUUGGCCUCGUGGCCGUCAAAAACUUGACUGAGGAGGGCUUCGAUGUGACGGGUUUUGACCGCAACGGCUAUGUCGGAGGAUUAUGGCAUUACACAGACGAGGACAAGACUUCUGUUCUCCCCACGACCAUCAUCAACAUCUCCAAAGAAAGGGGCUGUUUCACAGACUUUCCUUUCCCCGACGAUACACCCAGUCAUUGCACAGCCGGUCAUGUGCAAAAGUACCUCGAAGACUAUGUAGAGCACUUCAACCUGACUUCCAGACUGCGCCUGAGCACAAUAGUCACCGGCGUGCAUCGCGACGAUGAGCACGACCGCUGGAUAGUUGACGUCGAAGGAUCGGGUCCAGAGUACUUUGACAAGGUCAUCAUCGCUUCGGGGAUCAACUCUCGUCCUCAUGUUCCCAAGCUAGAGGGCCUAGAGCAAUUUGAGGGUGAGGUCUUGCACUCGCGUGCAUUUAAAAGGCCUGAGCUCUUCAAGGGCAAAAAGGUGGUUGUCGUGGGCAUGGGCAACACGGGCGCCGAUACCGCAGCAGCUCUCUGCGGCCACGCCGACAAGGUCUGGGUGUCUCACAACCAUGGAGCCUUGGUGAUGCCACGCGUGGUAAAUGGUGCCCCCUUCGACCACACCCUAACAGCUCGCAAGGCUGCAUUUGCCGGCUUCCUCGAGCUCAACUUCCCGCGUUUCUUUGAGUGGAUGUUCAACACCAUGUGCAAGAAGAUGCAGGACAAGGCCUUCAAGAUCCGCCCAGAGUGGAAGCUUAACCCCGCGCCGCCGAUCAAGCACGCCGUGCCCAUCAUCUCUGACAAUCUGGUGGAUCUUCUCGAGUCUGGAGACAUCAUCUCUGUCAGCGGUCUGAAGCGCGUCGUGGGACCAAAGGAGGUUGAGCUUGAUGAUGGUACGCGUCUUGAUGCUGAUACCAUCAUUUGGUGCACCGGAUACAAGACCGAGUUCAAUCUGCUCGAUCCCAGUGUUGAUCCCACGCGCAACACCACGCCCAAGUGGGCGGCAAGCAUCGGAUCGCGUGGGAAGCCUCUGGCUCGUCUCUACCAGAACGUCUUCUCACUCGACUAUCCCCAGUCGCUCGCCUUCAUGGGCACCGUAGCAUUUGCGACGGGCGCAUUCCCGCUGUACGACCUCUGCUCCAUGGCCGUCGCGCAGGUCUGGAAAGGCAACUCUCCCCUCCCGUCCAUCAAGGAGAUGAACCGAGCCGUCGAUGUUCAGCACGACUUCAUCUGCAGCAUCGCCAAAGACGGAAGCGCAGUCCCCGGAUGGGUGCGCCAGCACGAAUGGAUCGCGUGGGCCAACAAGGCGGCGGGCACACAGGUCAACGAACACCUCGGAUGGGGAUUGACAGGAUGGAAGUUUUGGUUCCAGGACCGGGCGUUUUAUAAGAUGCUGAUGGAUGGCAUUUAUACUCCGUUCCUGUGGCGCGUGUUUGAUGGGAAGCGCAAGAAGUGGGAUGGCGCGAGAGCGGAGAUUGAGAAGGUGAACGCGUACGUGGAGGCGGCCAAGAAGAAGAAUCAGUAG
Molecule: messenger RNA, 1575 nt
Organism: Fusarium keratoplasticum
Lineage: Eukaryota; Fungi; Ascomycota; Sordariomycetes; Hypocreales; Nectriaceae
Exons: 6
Coding region: 1-1575 (524 amino acids)
Molecular function (GO): NADP binding; N,N-dimethylaniline monooxygenase activity; flavin adenine dinucleotide binding
Source: RefSeq, a predicted model, not a curated record